Molecule: messenger RNA, 6739 nt
Organism: Taeniopygia guttata (zebra finch)
Lineage: Eukaryota; Metazoa; Chordata; Aves; Passeriformes; Estrildidae
Source: RefSeq, a predicted model, not a curated record
CGCUUCCGGGGCCGCGCGCGGCUUCCGCGUCCGGGGAACCGAGGCGGGAACCGUGAGGGGAGCCGAGCUCCGCCCGCUCCAUAUCGCCGCAUAACGCGAUCAAAGGCUCCGGAUCGCGACACGGCCCCAGCGGGAAGGGUGAUCUGGGCACGGAAUCGUGGCAGAAACCGUGAGGGGAGCCGAGGGCUGCGUUCUCCAUAUCGCGACAUAACGCGAUCAAAGGCUCUGGAUCGCGGCACAGCCCCAGCGGGAAGGGUGAUCCGGGCACGCCAGCUGGGAGAAAUAGGGCUCAGAAUGUAAAGAAAAUUUUUUAAUAAGGAUAAAAGGGGCGAUAUCCAUCGCUGAGGUGCUUGGCAAUUUGUAAAAGCAUGCCCUGAGCUUAAAUAAUUUAAAAUAUAUUUUUAAUAUAUUAUGUUAGUACAUUUAAUAAAUUUUUAAUAUAUUUGUGAUAUAUGUAAAUUAUAUAUAUAUCUAAAACUAUAUAAGAAGUAUAUGCAAAUAUAUAUAUUAUAGAUUAUAUAUAUUAUAUUAUAUAUACUGUAUAUUGACUAUAGAUGCAACAUAUUCAUUUUUCACACAAAUAUAUAUCUACAUCUACUUUUUAUAUAAUUUUACAUGGGUUAAAUUAAUUUUUAUGAGAAUCUAUAGAUAUUCAGCAUUCUUGUGAGUUUAAAUAAUAUAAAUAUACAUAUAUAAAGGGAUCUAAUGUAAAAAAUCACUGUGGGUUUCAAUAAAAUAUAAUAUAUAUAAAGGACAUAAUAUAAAAAUAAUUUGGGGUUUGAGGUUCCAAUCGUUCCCUUCACAAGGAACUCCUGGAACAACUGGGAGCCAAAAUAUUUGGAAUUUUCCCCUUGGAAAGCACAAAAUAAUCCAAAAUUCAAGCUGAGAGCCCGUAAAUAUCACAUAUCCCUGAGGGAUACCUCAUAAAAACUCCUUUUUACUGAGGAAAAUCCAAUAAAACCUCAUUUUUAAAUGAGGAAUAACCCAAAAAACCUACUUUUUAACAAAAAAAUAUCUCAAAACCCCUCUUUUUAAUGAGGAAUAUCCACUAAAAGCUCCUUUUUACUGAGGAUUACCCCAAACACCUCAUUUUUAAGGAGGAAUAGGCCCUAAAACCUCAUUUUUAAGGAGGAAUAUCGCAAAAAGACUCAUUUUUACUCAGGAAUAUCCUAAAAAAAUAUCAUUUUUAACGAGGACUAUCCCAUUAAAACUCAUUUUUAGUGAGAAAUAUCCCAAAAAUCUAAUUUUUUAAGGAGGAAUACCCACUAAAACUCAUUUUUAUGAGGAAAAUCCCAAAAAAACCUGCUUUUUAAUGAGGAAUAUUCCACAAAAACCUAAUUUUUCGUGAGGAAUAUCCCAAAAAACCUAUUUUUUAACAAUGAAUGAACCACAAAAACGAAUUUUUAAUGAGGAAUAUCCAUUAAAACAUCAUUUUUAAGGAGGGUGGAGCCAUGGAGGGGAGGUGACAUCACCGGGGCGCUGCAAAAACAGCAAUUAACAACUUAAUUAAUGCUUUCAUUAAGGAUUAACCCUGUGACAUCAGAGCUGCCUGGCAGGUGAAGCACCAGGGGUGCAGAAAAAUUCCUUUUUUAUUUCUAUUGUUUAUGUUUAUGGGAAUUAAAUGGGAUUUAUAAUGUAGAAAAUGGUUUUCUAAUGUAAAAAAGUGAAUUUUUUAUUUACAUAGUUUAUGUUUAUGGGGAUUAAAUGGGAUUUUUAAUGUAGAAAAUGGGUUUUUUUAAUGCAAAAAAUUAUGUAAUAUGUAAUAUAAUGUAAUAUAACAUUAUAUUACAUUAUAAUAGUUAUAAUAUCAUGUUAUAACGUAUCAUAUAACAUAAUAUCAUAUCACAUUAAUAAAUAUUAAUAUUUAAUUACAACCCUGCAACCCCACAGGACUUUCUCAGGGUUUUAUCUCCACAAUUUCUGCAUUUUAAACAAAAAAUACCCCAAAAAACCAAAACAAAACACAUUUUUAAGCACUGAAGGAAUUUUUUCCCCCUAUUCUCUCCCACUUCAGCAUCCACAGAAAUCACCCAACAGAUUCAGGAUAUUUUCUGAGCGAUUCCAGGUUCUUUUAUCCCGAUUUUCCAGGAAAAAUAAAUUCCUGGAGGGAAUUUUACAGGGAUUUUUCCACUGUGAGGCAACAGGAGAAGAAUUUUUCCCUCUGGUGCCUGGUCCUUGUGCAAUAAUUGCAAUAAUUGUUGCAUUUUUCCAUUGCACAACGCGGGGUGAGGAGAGACACGAACACAAAGUUCCCGGUGCCAGGAGCUUUUUAAUGAGAUUUUAGUUAAUUAACUCUUCACCUGCCUCUGCUGCAGCUCUUCGUUCAGCCGGGUUUCUUUUUUCAUUAAAAAUUGAAAUGGUUGAAAAACCAGAAAAUUAAAAAUUUUUAAUUAGGAGUUUCUAAAAUAAUGUUGGGGUUUUUUUUAAAUUUUAUUUAAAUCAGGUUUCAGGUAUGUUUUGUGAAAUGUCAAUAUUUUACUAUCAAAGCUGGUUAAUAGGGAUUGAAUAUUUUAAAUAUUUUAAAAAUUUAAAAAUUAUUUUAAGGAGGAAAAUCCCCAAAAACCCCUCAUUUUCAAUGUGGAAUAUCCCAAACCCUCUCAAUUUAAUGAGGACUAUCCAAAAAAAAAAAAACCCUCUUUUUUACUGAGGAACAUCCCAAAAAAAUCUCAAUUUAAAAAUUUCCAUUUGUCUUGGGGUUUCCAGAAAAAAAUCCAGCAUAAAUCAAGUGUAAAAAGGAUUAAAAUCAGUCAAAAUCAGGGGAGUUUCUUUCCCUCCACCUUUUUACUUUCUCCCUUCUUUCUUGUGAAACCAAAUUUCACAAGAAAUUUUAAUUUUUUUUUUUCCAGACACUGAUAUUUCACAGCUUCCAGUGGGAGAAAAAAUCCAAUUUGGAAAGGCAGGUUCUAAAUUUAUCUGGAUCCCAAAUAUUUCCAUUUUCACCUUAAAAAAAAUUCCUGCAGUGCCAUUUUUUUUUACAUGGGAAAGGAUCAAAAAUAAUCGGGGUUCUAAACUUUAUCUGGAUCCCAAAUAUUCCCAUUUUCACCUUAAAAAAGUCUUGCAGCGCUGUUUUUUACAUGGGAAAAGAUCAGAAAUAAUCCUGGAAGUUCUCCCAGGUGCCCCAAAUCUGUUUUUCUGUUGUUUCUGCUGCUCUUUAACUGAACCAUGGCCCCAAAACCGGAUUUGAAUGGUGUUGGUCUGGUUCUGUUUCCAUCUCAGCACCUGCAUCUGGGAUUGGGAUGGGAUUGGAAUUGGGAUGGGAUUGGAAUUGGGAUGGGGAUUUGGAUUGGAAUUGGGAUUGGAAUUGGAUUGGGAUUGCGUAUGGGAUGGGACUGGAAUUGGGACUGGAACUGGAUUUGGGAAUGGGAUUGGAAUUGGAAUUGGGAUGGGAUUGGGAAUGGGAUAGAAUUGGGAUUGGGGUUGGAUAUUCUUGGAGAAGCAGGAGGAAAUCCAUGCCGAUUCCGCCGAGGAAUGCAAUUCCUCAAGGCUUGAUGGCUUUGAUUCCCUGGGAUCCUGCCAGGCUCAAGAAAACAAGGAAAGAAGGCAGAAAGGUCCUCCAUAAAUGGGAAAAUCCAGAGCAGGAAGGACAAAAAUGGGAAAAUCCAGAGUGGGAAGGACAAAGCUCCUCCCUCGGUGGGAAAAUCCAGGGCAGCAACAAUAAAGAUGUAAAAAUCCAGAGUGAGAAGAAUGAGGAUCCUCCCUGGGUGGGAAAAUCCAGAACAGAAAGGACAAAGGUGGGGAAGUCCAGAGCAGGAACAACAAAGAUGGAAAAAUCCAGAGUGGGAAGAUCAGAAAUGGAAAAUCCAGAGCAGGAAGAACAUUCUGGAAUGCAUGGUUAUUUCCCUAAAAACGAUGACUCUGAUCAUGAGGGGUGAAAAAAAAACCCCAAGGCCAAGACGCCAGCAGCACUUAAACCCAGCUGAACUCUGGCGUGCCCUCCCCGUUAACCCGUUUGUCCAGUUGAUUCACUUCCUAUUAUUAUUCCCUGGAUCAUGCUUUGAGUCAUUGCCAUGAUCUCGUCCUCAAGCCCUGCCCCUCUGGAUGUCCGAAUUCCCUCCGGAAAGGCUGGACAGCUCUGCGCUCCCAAAGUCCCAGCUCUGGGCCAGGGCUGCUGCUCAGGCUUUAGCCCAAGGCUGGGUUUAGUGGCUUCUCUCAACGCUCAGAGCUCCUGCCGAGAAAGCCACGUAGAGGAUGGAACCAGAGCCACCAGGAGGAGAAGAAAGAGGAGGAGAAGAACCAGGUGAGGAAGGGCUGAUCGAGUUCUACAGCUCCUUCAAGGAGAUGUUUGAGUUCUUCUGUAAGAACACGACGAUCCACGGCACUGUCCGGCUGGUGUGCUCGGGCAGGAACCGCGCCAAGACGGCGUUCUGGACGCUGCUGCUGCUGGCCAGCCUCGCCAUGCUCUACUGGCAGUUUGCCCUCAUGUUCAGCCAGUUCUGGGCCUACCCCGUGGUGCUCACCAUGUCCAUGGACUCUGAGCCCAAAAUGUUCCCGGCCGUCACCGUCUGCAACCUGGAUCCCUACAGGUUUGAGCCGAUCAGUGAGCAGCUGGAGCAGCUGGAGCGCAUGGCUGAGGAGUCGCUGACCUUCCUGUAUGGCCCCACAGCCUCGGCCAGGCUGUCCCACCAGAGGGACAGGGACAAGGAUGAGGACAAGAACAGGGACAAGGAGAGGAACAAGGACAAGGACAGAGACAAGGAGAAGGACAAGGACAGGGACAAGGGCAGGGACAGGGACAAGGCCAUCCCUGUCCAGCACCAGGCCAACCUCAGCACCAACUUCAGGCUCAGCCAGAACUUCUCCCUGGUGCGGAUGUGGGAGCCUGGGGCAGGCAGAAAACAUUCCAGAGUGGGAUUCCAGCUGUGCAACUCCACAGGCGGGGAUUGCUUCUACAGCUCACACGUGUCGGGCACGGCCGCGCUGCAGGAGUGGUUUCGCUUCCACUUCAUCAACCUGCUGGCCCAGCUGCCCCCAGCGCUGGCCCGGUACCCGCGGCGCUUCCAGGACCUGGUCUACUCCUGCCAGUAUGACGGCGAGCCCUGCCGGUCCAGUGAUUACGUUCCCUUCCACCACCCAGUUUUUGGGAGCUGCUACACUUUCAACAGCAAGGGGACAGAUCCCUUCUGGAGAGCCACAAAGCCAGGAAUUCCUUAUGGGCUGUCCCUGAUCCUGCGGGCUGAGCAGCAGGAGCACAUACCGCUGCUCUCCACUGUGGCUGGGGUGAAGGUGAUGAUCCACAGCCACAACCAGACCCCGUUCCUGGAGCACGAGGGCUUCCAUAUCCGCCCGGGCAUCGCCACCACCAUCGGCAUCCGCCAGGACCAGGUCAAUCGCCUGGGUGGCAACUAUGGCAAGUGCACCGCGGACGGGGCCGACGUAGCCGUGGAGCUGCUCUACAACAGCUCCUACACCCUGCAGGCCUGCCUGCACUCGUGCUUCCAGCUGGCCAUGCUGCGACACUGUGGCUGCGGCUACAUCUACUACCCGCUGCCCGCCGGCGCGCGCUACUGCGACUACCACCGCCAGCCCGCCUGGGGGCACUGCUUUUACCAGCUGCACUGGCGGCUCCACAGUCACCGCCUGGAUUGCUUCCAGCACUGCCCCAAGCCCUGCAGGGAAUCCCUGUACAAGGUCUCGGCUGGCACAGCCAAGUGGCCCUCGGCAAAAGCCCAGGACUGGGUGCACCAGGCUCUGCGGCACCAGAACGACUACAGCUUCAGCAGCAGGAGGAGAACCUGCUGCUGUCCAGCAUGGGCAGCCAGUGGAGCCUCUGGUUUGGCUCCUCGGUGCUCUCGGUGGUGGAGAUGCUGGAGCUGCUCCUGGACACCCUGGUCCUGUCCCUGCUCUUCUGCUUCCAGAGGUUCCACGCUAGGAGGAGCCCCAGGCCCAUCCCAAAUUCCCGGGAGAAUUCCCAUAUGCGGGAGGAGCCCAGGAAGGUGCAGGAGUGGGAUUUGGGACAGCCCUGAGAGCGAGAGGGUUGGAAUUCCCAAAUUCUGGGGGAAAAGUCACAGGGAUGUCCUGGAACCACAGCUGAACAUGGCAAUGCUUGGAAUUCCCAAAUUCUGGGGGAAAAGUCACAGGGAUCCACACCUGAGGGGGCUGGAAUUCCCAAAUCUUGGGGGAAAGUCACAGGGAUCCACAGCUGAGAGGGGUGGAAUUCCCAAAUCCUGGGGAACAGUUACAGGGAUGUUCUGUAUCCACAGCUGAGCAUGGAAAUGCUUGGAAUUCUCCUGGAAUUCCCAAACCCCUCCUGAAUUUCCCAAAAACCUCCUGGAAUUCCCAAACCCCUCUGGCCUCUGAUCCCACAUGGAGUUCCCAGAAACCUCCUGGAAUUCCCAAACCCCUCCUGAAUUCCCAAACCCCUCCUUCCCUCCUGAAAUUCCCAAAAACCUUCUGGAAUUCCCAAACCCUUCUUGGGUCUGAUCCCUCCUGGAAUUCCCAAAAACCUCCUUCCCUCUGGAAUUCCCAGCCCCCCCCUCCCCCCCCGCCCUCUGAUCCCUCCUGGAAUUCCCAAAAAACUCCUUCCCGCUGGAAUUCCCAAGCCCCUCCUGCCCUCUGAUCCCACCUGGAAUUCCCAGAAACGUCCUGGAAUUCCCAGACCUCUCCUGAAAUUCCUGCUGCUCUGGGACCGGGCUCAGCAUUUCCACUGUUUUUGGAUUUUCCCAGGAAAUUCCCAGACUCUUCCAGAGGGAAUAAAGAGAAAAAAAAAUGGGAUUGGGAAUUCUUUAGGUCCCAGAAAGCC